Molecule: messenger RNA, 1473 nt
Organism: Nematolebias whitei (Rio pearlfish)
Lineage: Eukaryota; Metazoa; Chordata; Actinopteri; Cyprinodontiformes; Rivulidae
Gene: layna
Product: layilin a
Exons: 9
Coding region: 1-1473 (490 amino acids)
Molecular function (GO): hyaluronic acid binding
Source: RefSeq, a predicted model, not a curated record
AUGGACAUGCUGAUGAUUCCCUGUCUCCUUCUGCUCGUAAGUUUUCAUCCCUCUGCAGCCACGAGCCUCAUCACAGCAGACUUAUUUGAAGCUAGAGGCCAGCGUGUAUGCAAGGCAGGAAAAGGGAAGCCGUGCUACAAGCUGGCUUAUUUCUCGGAGCUGCGUCGGAAGCUGAACUUCGCGGAGGCCGAGCUGGCCUGCAGGCGGGACGGGGGUCAGCUGCUGAGCAUCAGGUCUGCAGCUGAGCAGAAGCUCAUUGAGCAGCUCAUCACCGAGCUCCGCCCCACAGACGGGGACUUCUGGAUCGGGCUCCGGAGGAACCACAGGGAGGAGGACAGCAACUCAGACUGCUCCUCUCAGUACUACUGGCUGGACGGCAGCAGGUCUAAGUUCAGGAACUGGCACGUGGAUGAGCCGUCCUGCGGGUACGAAGUGUGUGUCGUCAUGUACCACCAGCCGUCCGCCCCGGCGGGUCAGGGGGAGCUCUACAUGUUCCAGUGGAACGACGACAACUGUGAAACCAAGAACAACUUCAUCUGUAAAUACACUGCAGAGAAACCACCGGAGCCCACCCCGCCUGCCAACUCCACUCAGACAGAUGUCGUCUUUCCAUCUGCGCUUCCGUGGGAUCCGAGGGACCAAAACCAGAACAAGGGAGCAGCUGUGAAUUUAGUUUACGUCAUCAUUCCCAGCAUCCCCCUCCUGCUCCUGCUGCUAACGGUGCUGGGAGUCUGCUGCUUCAAGCUGCCGGGCCGACGGAGGAGGAAGGAGCAGAAGUCAGAAGUGUGUCAGACAGAACCAGGCCUUCAUCCCAGUCCGUCCGCUGACGUCUACAACAUCAUCCACUCCCAGAAGGACGCCGACCUGGUCUCAGCUCGGCCUGAGACCAGAAACACCUCCUUCCUGUGCUCCUCCCCGGACACCGACACCCCGACAGGAGACUACGACAACCUGGGCGCCCGGGACACCGAGAGUGGCUUCGUGACUCUGGCGAGCACAGAGAGCGGUUACCUGAACUUUGACCUCAAUGAGCUCAGCCUCGGGCGCCGUGGCGUCCGGGAAUUCUACGAUGGCAGCUUGGGCCGCCCGGGAAAGAGGGAGGAGCUGAAUGACGGCAGCCUGGGCUGCAGCAGAAACCGAGAGUUUUACGAUCGGAGUCUGGGUCGCCGCACCACCAAGAGCGAGCUCUACAGCAGCAGCAUGCACGGAGACCACGGCCUGUAUGGCAGCGGCCUCCGGGUCGCGGCUGACCUCUCUGACCCCAACCUGAAACUUGGAGCACAAACGGGAAAAGUGGACCUCUAUCAGACGUACAGCACCAACGGUAAGCACGACACAUUUCAAACCACCCUGGGAACUUACGGCAACCGGAAAUCCUUCCACACGAACCUGGACUGCUACAGAAACGGGCUGAACCUGGAUGGACGGAGGUACUUCACCGAACAGGACUGGAUCAACAGAGAAAACUACUGA